Molecule: messenger RNA, 3200 nt
Organism: Phalacrocorax carbo (great cormorant)
Lineage: Eukaryota; Metazoa; Chordata; Aves; Suliformes; Phalacrocoracidae
Source: RefSeq, a predicted model, not a curated record
CUUGGGGGGUCCCCGUGGGCUGGCCGAGGCGGUGGCGGUGGCGAGGCCGAAGCACGACGGCGUGGAAGAGGAAGAGCGAGCGCGCCGCUAAGACCCAGAGGGCUCUGCGGGCAGCGGGGCGGGCAGAUCGCAGGCAGCAGCGGCUCCAUCACCAGCCACAGAGAAAGGGGAAGAGGAGGAGAAGGGAGGAAGGAAGGAGGGCCGGGGCGGAGGGGGCCCCCCGGGAUGGACAUGGCCUGACCGGGCCCCGCAGCCCCCCGCGGGCCGGUGCAGGUGUGCCGGUGGCGGCCCCCUCCCCGGGCGGCAUCCCCUUCCCCAUGCCGCUGUAGCCGGCGAGGGGCCGCGGCGUGACCGGGGGGAGCGGCGGCGGUGGUGGCGGCAGCGGCGGCGGGCGAUGCGGCGCAGCGGACCGGUGGCGGCAUGUUGAGGACGGAGGCAGGCGGCGGGGCGGCCGCCGGCGGGGGGUCCCCCUCCGGCGGGGCGACGGGUGGCGGGGGUCUCCGGAGCGCGUCCCCCCACCGUAACGCCUACGAGGCCACCAUCCAGGCCCUGGCACCCACAAAGGAGACCGAUGGUGAAGACGGCAAGAAAAGCCGGGGUAAGAAGUAUGGCUCCAACGUUCACCGUAUCAAGAACAUGUUCCUGCAGAUGGGGACGGCUCCCGGCCCCGAGGGCGCCUGCGACCUGGCCAAGGCCAAGGAGAAGCCCGUCCGCCUCUCCUUGCCCCGGGCCGGCAGCCUCAGUGAAAGCGUGGACCAGGGCAACCUCCUCAAGCUGGGCACCAGUGUCUCGGAGAGGGUCAGCCGCUUUGACUCCAAACCUGACAAACCCUUCUCCAAGCUUCAGGAGACCCGUAAGAUCUUUGAGAGGAGCCCGCAGGAGAAGGCCACCACCACCAAGCUCUUGCUACGUAAGGAACGAGCUGGUUUCCAGGACCGUAAGCUGGAUGUGGUGGUGAGGUUCAACGGCAGCACCGAGUCCUUGGACAAGCUGGACACCGAGGCUGUCUCACCCACUGUCAGCCAGCUCAGCGCCGUCUUCGAGAAGGCCGACCUCCGUAACAACCUCCAUAAAGCGCCAGGGCGAGCGGGAGGACCGCUCAACGCCAAGGUGGUGGGCAAGCGACCUCGGGUCUUCUUGCCGAGCCCCGAGGCCGGACGGCUGGGCGAUGGCCAUGCCACCCCGGCCCGUGCCCGGCCGCCGGAGGAGGAGAAGGCAGCGGGGAAGACCAGCCGGCCGGUGGAGAAGGAGACAGCCGCCCCGCGGGUGCAGGAGGUCUGCAAGAUCAAGCCGGUGGAGGUGGAGGAGAGCGGCGAGGCCGAGGAGGAGGAGGAGGAGGAGGCGACGACGGCGGCGGGUGAACCAGUGCCUGCACCCCAACCGGCCAAGGGGGCCGAGGGUCCAGCACCCACCGCCCCCCGGCUGGAAGGGGGCUUGGGGGCGGCCACAGGCGAGGAGGGCGUCAAGGGCGAGCGGGCGGAGGACGGCGAUGCCUACGAGGAGGCCAAGAAGGAGGACUUCUCCGAGGCGGACCUGGUGGACAUAAGUGCCUACAGCGGGCUCGGGGAGGACUCGGGGGGCAGCGGGCUGGAGGAGGAGGAGGAGGCUGAAGGGCUGUACGAGCCUGAGUCGGGCUGUGUGGAGAUCCCUGGGCUGUCCGAGGAAGAGGAGCCCGUCCCCAACCGCAAGAUCCAGUUCAGCACAGCCCCCAUCCAGGUCUUCAGCACUUACUCCAAUGAAGACUACGACCGCCGCAAUGAAGACGUCGACCCCAUGGCCGCGUCGGCCGAGUACGAGCUGGAGAAGAGGGUGGAGCGGCUCGACCUCUUCCCCGUGGAGCUGGAGAAAGACUCCGAAGGGCUGGGGAUCAGCAUCAUCGGCAUGGGCGCGGGGGCUGACAUGGGCCUGGAGAAGCUGGGCAUCUUCGUCAAGACGGUGACGGAGGGUGGGGCGGCCCACCGGGACGGCAGGAUCCAGGUGAACGACCUGAUCGUGGAGGUGGAUGGCACCAGCCUGGUGGGGGUGACGCAGAGCUUUGCCGCCUCCGUCCUCAGGAACACCAAGGGCCGCGUCCGGUUCCUCAUCGGGCGGGAGAAGCCGGGGGAGCAGAGCGAGGUGGCGCAGCUGAUCCAGCAGACGCUGGAACAGGAGCGGUGGCAGCGGGAGAUGAUCGAGCAGCGCUACACCCAGUACACCGAGGAUGAUGAGGAGACGGGCGAGUACGCCACGGAUGAGGAGGAGGAGAUGAGCCCCAUGUUCCCCAGUGGCGAGAUGGCCAUUGAGGUGUUCGAGCUGGCCGAGAACGAGGACGCGCUCUCCCCCGUGGAGAUGGACCCCGAAAAGCUGGUGCACAAGUUCAAGGAGCUCCAGAUCAAGCACGCCGUCACCGAGGCUGAGAUCCAGCAGCUGAAGAGGAAGCUGCAGUGCCUGGAGCAGGAGAAGGCACGCUGGCGGGCCGAGAAGGCCCAGCUGGAGCAGAGCGUGGAGGAGAACAAGGAGCGGAUGGAGAAGCUGGAGGGGUACUGGAUGGAGGCGCAGAACCUCUGCCAGGCCGUGGACGAGCACCUCAAGGAGACGCAGGCCCAGUACCAGACCCUGGAGCGCAAGUACAGCAAGGCCAAGAGGCUCAUCAAGGAGUACCAGCAAAAGGAGAUCGAGUUCCUGAAGAAGGAGACAGCGCAGCGGCGGGUGCUGGAGGAGUCGGAGCUGGCGCACAAGGAGGAGAUGGAGAAGCUGCAGGAGAAGAUCUCCGAACUGGAGGCCAAGCUGCAGACUUUGAAAAAUUCCAACCCGACUUAAACCACCCUCAAACCACAGCGAUUUUGGUGGUGGUGGGGCUUCUCUCCACCCCCCCGGCCCUGUUCCUUCCCCCUCCUCCCCACCCCUUCCCCACUGGGGAGGAGGUGAGACCCCUGCCAAGGCCUCCUGGUGCCCCCCACUUCCCCCCUGGGGGCACAGACAGCAGAUGGGGGGGGGGGCCGGGGUGCGUCUUGGGGGGGGCGUACACCCCGCGUUCUUGUCUGUGUCCAGUGUGAGUCUCGUGGUGACGUGAUGGACCAAUCGGCGCGGGGGGGCACGGCCCCCCCCCAGGCCUCCCCCCUCCCCAAGCACACCUUCCCCUCGAUGUGACACCCUCCUCCCCCCCCCACCCCCCGGACACAGAGCUGGCACCCCGGUUGGACGCUGGGGGGGGGGGGGGG